AUGUGGCAGUGGGAUGCAUUACCAGAAAAGUUCCGACAAAACCCUCACAUCUCACUAGACUGGGAACAUGUCUUUGUUGAUGCUAAUAAAUAUAAAGCUACCGAUGAGUCCACUGAGGAAGGAAAUAAUGGCAUUGGCGAAAAUCUUAAAAGGGAUCUACAAGGUCAAAGAACUGGCAUACCCAGGCAGAGAGCCAGAAAUCCUGAAGACCCAAUAAGGCAGGAAGCAAUGGUGUGUAGAGAGAAACUAAAAGAGCUAACAUCAAUAACAUACAACAUUGAAAAUUUAAAUGGCCUUAAGGAACUUAAUACUUCUCUGGAAUUAUUAGUCAACAAGUUUAAAAAAUGCCAAACAAUUGAUGAAAAGGAAAACUUUCCACAGACAUUGCUCAACAAACAGGUUAAGUCAAAUGGUAAAUCAUCUGCUGGGCAUUACCUUCCACUACCUGUGCGGCCCAAGAAAAACUGGUACAAAAACAGAGUUGGGGCAUUUGCAUCUAUGAUGCAAAAGCACUACAAAGUGAAUGUCCCUGUGAAUGGUGCCUCUAGUACCUCUGACAAAACCCAAACCAAAAAAGAGUCUGAAAAGAAAAAACAAAUCAGGCCUCAAAUAUUCCACACCAGCUAAGAAACAACGACGAGACUGGGGACAACCACCCCAGAAUGUGCCGACAUUGAAUAGUGAAACAUCCUCUUCCAAUGGCAUAAAUGAUGCUCCCACUCCUGCACCCACAGAAAAUUCAAAACCACAGUCAGCUCCACAGAAGCACACUCUCCUGAAUGAAUCUGGUGAAUCAGCUAAAGAAAACACAGAUGAGCACAACUGCAACAGUCCCUGUGAUCCAGUCAUCCCUUCCUGUAAAUCACCUGUAAUUAUUGUCAAUGAUGAUUCUCCUGAUCCUCCAUUGUGGGUGAAAUUAGAAAAUUGCAAUCCUGAUGAUCCUGAAUCUAAACUAAUUCUUUAUCACGCAAGCAAAAGUAGUAUUCUCAACAAAACCAGCUGGCUAACAGAUUCAGAAAUCCAUGCAGGGCAGCUUCUCCUAAAAAAAAUUUCCAUUUCUAGAUGGCCUAAAUGA
Pocillopora meandrina is the source of this 1075-nucleotide messenger RNA. Lineage: Eukaryota; Metazoa; Cnidaria; Anthozoa; Scleractinia; Pocilloporidae. The record is from the annotation of a GenBank genome assembly.